Molecule: messenger RNA, 4031 nt
Organism: Pongo pygmaeus (Bornean orangutan)
Lineage: Eukaryota; Metazoa; Chordata; Mammalia; Primates; Hominidae
Gene: TSLIG2
Product: chromosome 12 C2orf49 homolog
Exons: 5
Coding region: 69-641 (190 amino acids)
Biological process (GO): embryonic morphogenesis
Cellular component (GO): tRNA-splicing ligase complex
Source: RefSeq, a predicted model, not a curated record
CGUCACUUCCGCAACGCUUCCUUCGCGGGGCUUUGUGGGUAGCCGACUGGGGUCUCCUGGCGACGACGAUGGCGGGGGAUGUGGGCGGUCGCAGCUGCACGGACUCGGAACUGCUGCUGCACCCGGAGCUGCUGUCCCAGGAGUUCCUUCUCCUUACUCUGGAGCAGAAGAACAUAGCUGUUGAAACUGAUGUAAGAGUAAACAAAGACAGUCUUACUGACCUUUAUGUCCAACAUGCAAUACCAUUGCCUCAGAGGGAUUUGCCGAAGAAUAGAUGGGGGAAAAUGAUGGAAAAGAAAAGAGAACAACAUGAGAUUAAAAAUGAGACUAAAAGGAGUAGCACUGUAGAUGGGUUAAGGAAAAGACCCCUCAUCGUAUUUGAUGGAAGUUCAACAAGUACAAGCAUAAAAGUGAAAAAGACAGAGAAUGGAGAUAAUGAUCGACUGAAGCCUCCCCCUCAGAACCAUGACUUAACGCAUAGGAAAAGUCCUUCAGGCCCUGUGAAGUCGCCACCAUUGUCCCCUGUUGGAACUACUCCAGUGAAGUUAAAGCGAGCUGCUCCUAAAGAAGAAGCAGAGGCCAUGAAUAACCUGAAGCCCCCACAAGCAAAAAGGAAGAUACAACAUGUUACUUGGCCCUGAAGAAAAGUUUCCAAAAAUGUAAAUAUACUGUAACUGUAGUUUUUCAAAUAUGUUCAUAUAUAUUGAAAAUAUUUGCAGAAAUCCUGAUUAUUGUGGAAUUUUCUUAAGAGGUUUCAAAUAGGUUUAAAAAAAUAAAGGAUUUAUUUUCCUUCCCUUCUUCCCUCCCUCCCUUCCUUUUUUAAAAUUCUUGCCUGUCUUGCCCUGAUUAGGAAAGAAUAUCUUUUUAAACCAAUGGCUUAGUAUAUAUCAUUUAUAUUGACCCUACUGAAAUCAUUAGCUACAAGUGUGCUAUAAAGCAUCCAUUGAAUUGGCCAGGCGCAGUGGCUCACGCCUGUAAUCCCAGCACUUUGAGAGACUGAGGUGGGCAGAUCACCUGAGGUCAGGAGUUUGAGACCAGCCUGACCAACAUGGAGAAACCCCGUCUCUACUAAAAAAUACAAAAUUAGCUGGGCAUAGUGGUGCAUGCCUGUAAUCCCAGCUAUUCGGGAGGCUGAGACAGGAGAAUUGCUUGAACCCGGGAGGCGGAGGUUGCGGUGAGCCAAGAUCGCGCCAUUGCACUCCAGCCUGGGCAACAAGAGUGAAACCCCAUCUCAAAAAAAAAAAAGCAUUCAGUGAAUUUUCGGAGUUACUCUCAUUAGCCUUGUUCAGAGUCUUUGGGGGAAAUUUGAGAUUUUUGAGAUUUUUUUUAAAAACUCAAAUAUUUUACUAGUUUGCCUGCCAUUUUUAUUUCUUUUACAAAGCAGAAGCAUAUAACAAUUUAUCACAGUAUUUUAGUAAAUAUUGCAACAUUCAUUCUUAAAGGUUCACCAAGAAAAGCAUGUUUGUAGUAGUGCUGGAAAACGAUUCAGAAUAUACAGAUAAAAAUGCUGUUCUUUAAUUGCUUACAUUGCUUUUUCCCAUAAAAAGCAAAAAGGAAUCAGUGCUUGCUAUUGCUCCUUUCCUUGAAGUCAUAACAAUUGAUAUAUAUAUUGAGUUGACUGGUCGAUUCUGUACCUGGCCCAUCCUUUAGAAUGUUCUUGUCAUGUAGCAGUCCUACCUACUCUUUUCAUGAGCAGUCUGUGAUCUCACUCUGUGAGUUCAGCUAUUACUCGCUCAUGGGAGCUUAAUCUUUUCAAAAUGAAGUUGAUUUAAAAAGUCUUCAGGCAGAGUAAUCAUGUUAGAGGUGGUAUUCGAUGGAAGAAAGUUUAGAGAAUUAGGAGUGGGGGUAGAAUUCUAGAAUUUAUAAGAGUCCAGGAAGCAUAGCAGUCCGGGGCAAAAAUUAGUGUAAUAUGGAGUAGGCAAUAGAGGAGCUACUGGAGUCGGAAGUCACUGCAGAGUGCAACAUAGGAAGAUGGACUCCUAGCUUACAUGAGAUUCCCUGCAGCUGUAAUAUAGACAAUUCCCACAUGGCUGUUCCACACAGAAUUACCUGCUAAGAUUUUUUGUUUAUUUUUGUUCGAGUGGUAUUUUCACUCCAAUUGUAUAAUGGAAAUCAGUGGGAAGAUAGGGUUUACCUUAUAUUCAUGAGUUCUAGUUUCUACCGUUCUGCUAUGUGUUUCUAAGCAAGAACAAAGGAUACUUCAUACUUUUUUCGUUAUAUGAUUGAUCUUCAAAUUGGGAUUUACCUUUUUCAAUAUGUUUUAAAGUAGUCUUGUUCCUCUUUUGAUUUGUUAAACAAGCAUUUUAGUUCAGCUAUUGAAUAGCCUUCCAAAAAAUUAAUUCAGCCUUGCAGGUAAGUACCAUACUAAGACUUUAACCCAAUAGUUUUUAAUCAUUCUGCCUUUAUUCCAGACUGUAAAUCUGUACACAUAAGAUAAAACAUACUAAGUAUUGCAUAAAUUGUUAACGUUACAGUAAAUUGUUAUCUGCAGGGCUGAUAGACAUAAUGUUGGUGGGCAACUGUGAUCCUAUACAUAAAUAUAUGCAAAAGGAGAUUUUAAAAGUACAGAUUAUAGAGUAGAUUGACAAAUUUUAUUUUAUAUUCAGUUGUCCUUUCUGCUUCCAUCUGUGUUUCUCUCUUAGUUGAGAGAGAGUUAGCCAUUUGACGAUUUUAAGUCAGUGGGAACUUAUUUUUAGUUACUCAAUAAAAUUAAUAUUUUAUUUGUAUUUUAACUUACAGAGUAGGUUGGUAAUAACAGCUGAACUGUGUAACAUUGUUGCUUCAAAUUGAAGUUUAUAUUAUGAACAUUCAGAAUCAAUGCUCAUGUAGCAGCAUAUUAUUGAGCUAUUUUGAGUUUGAAAUGUGGAGAAACGCUAAACCAUGUACUAUGUGUUAACAUAAUCCCACCUUCUUAGAGCUUUGUUCCUUCUGAAGGUGUAUGGAUACAGCUUGUCUUGAAAUGUCUUUCUCCACAUAAUGAAGCAUGCUGAAUGCUGGGAAUCUGGAGCAGCAGCCCUGGGAGCCCUAUGUUUUGAAGUGUUUUGGUUUGCUUCAAAGGUUAGAAGAACUUGAUAUGUAUGGCAGACAACUUCAGAAUACUAGUUACUCACUAACAUGAGGCGGGUAAUGUUGCUCUUGAUUCUAUAUUCCAGUAAAGCCAGCUUUUCUUAUUAUUGGAGUAGGCAAAUGAAUGGCAUUAGAGUUAGUGGGUGGCUUGUAAGUUGUAGUUAUAGGCACUUUACCACUUCCUGCCGUUAGCAGGCAUCUUUGUUUUUUCUUCCUUUCCCUCUUUGUUCCUUCUUUUCCCUUUCUUCUUACACAUUUUCUUUCUCUACUUUAAUUCUCCUUCCUCCUUACUGUAGAUCCCAAGCUUCUAGCUUAGGUUUGCAAGUCAUAUUGCUUGGCCCUCCUCAUUCACUGAGAGGUGAAGAUGGGCUGACCCCCUGUCCUCUUAUAUUUGAGGGAUCAUAGACUGCUGUGUGAAUUCUGGAAAGUCUCAGGACCCUACAACACCAGGGCACUGAAUGGCUUCUCAAUGGCUGUAGAGACAGUACAGUUUUCCAAAGUAGCUUAAUUCAUCUGGACAGCUACCAGGCACUUUGGAAAGUUGGUUCAGUUACUACUGUGAGGCCAUAAUAUAUUUGCUAGUAUUAAAAUUCUUCAGAAUUGGAAUUACUAUUUGAAAUAAUAUUUUGGUUGACUUAAGUUUUGAGAGACAAUUCUAAAAUUGAUCUAGAGACUCAUUCAAUAGCAAUGUGACCUUUUAAAAACUUACAUUAAGUAAAACUGCCAGUAGAUUAAAUCAUAUAUAUAUAUAUAUAUAUAUGUGUAAGAGCUUCCUCUAUUUACUACUGUUGAACUUCAGUAAUUUUUAGAGGCUAAAUAAUGGUCAGAAUGUUUUUAAGUGUGCUCUUUUAUUACAUGCUUGUGCAGGUUUUGUAAUUCAGUACAGAAAAGUUUAACCUUGUACAUUUUUGUAUGUAAAAAGUCUUUUAAGUAGCCUUAUCCUUAUUUAAAUAAACAGAAUAAAA